CAGUAAGGUGCACCCUAAAAAUCAAGAUUACUAUUUGUAUGUGGAAUCAUAUAACCAUAAAAUUUUACCGUGUAAUUGUUAACUGGGACAGAUGCUAAGCAGAAAUCACCCUCAUAGCCUUAAGAAUUUCCCGUUUCCUCUGGAUCGACCAUGUCUGAACCCCAGCCAUCCUUCCUGCUGAACACAGGGACACGAAUGCCCCUGCUGGGUUUGGGCACCUUCCAGCUGCGUGGCUCAAAGGAAGUCCACCAGGCUGUGGAUGUGGCACUGGCUGCAGGGUAUCGCGCCUUCGACACAGCGGCAGUGUACAGAAACGAGGCUGAUCUUGGCUGCGCCUUGCGUGAGCUGCUACCCAAACAUGGCCUGACCCGCAAAGACAUCUUUCUCACCAGCAAGCUGGGGCCCCGGGACCAGGGUUCUGCAGCCAGGGAAGGCUGUCUGCGCAGUCUCGAGCAGCUUGGCUGCGAGUACAUUGAUCUGUAUCUGAUCCAUUGGCCAGGGACUCAGGGCCUGGAUGCUGGGGACCCGCGCAACAUAGAGAACCGAGCCCAGAGCUGGGCGGCGCUUGAGGAGCUCCAUGCUAGCGGGAACUUUCGUGCCAUUGGGGUUUCCAACUACACCACAGCACAUCUUCGAGACCUGCUGCAGAUGUGCAGGGUUCCCCCUGCUGUCCUCCAGGUGGAGUUCCAUCCCAAGCUGGCUCAGGUGGAGCUCAGGGAGCUUUGCAGGAGUAUGGAUGUGUGCUUCCAGGCCUACUCAUCCCUAGGGACAGGGGUACUCUUGAAGGAGCCCGCGGUACUUGCUGUGGCCGCUGAGUGCGGACGCACGCCCGCACAGGUGCUGCUCAGGUGGGCUGUGGAGCAAGGCGUGCCCGUGCUGCCCAAGUCCUCGUGCCCCGAGAGGCUGAAGGAGAAUGCGCAAAUUUUCGACUUCCAGUUGAGUGAGGAGGACAUGAGCAGGCUGUCCGCCCUUGACUGUGGCGAGAAGUACUGCUGGGAUCCCUCAGCUGUUGUUUAGCGAUGCACCGUCCCCCCCAGUCAAGCCUGUGUCUAGGGCUCGGUUCUCCACUGUGCUCUCGACUCCCCCAACAAACCUUCUCUUUUGAGAAUGUCUAAAAAUCUCAUUCAGUUUAGGAGAAUAUUGCUGUAAACAGGGAUAUUGGCCUUGAGUGAGCAAAGGAAUUGACACAUCGAGAUACAAAGACUGGAGCACCAUUCUUCUAAAGUCCAUCAUUCAGAGGUUUGCUCAUCCUUUUGGCUCAUCCUUGAUAGUUGUCUCAGAAAUCCACUUUUAACAGUACUUGUCUUGUUUCGCCAUAGCUUUUAUAACCAUGUAACAAAAAUACAUUUUUUAAC
Messenger RNA from Scleropages formosus (Asian bonytongue), 1355 nucleotides. RefSeq lists its product as uncharacterized. The transcript has 2 exons. The coding region runs from base 151 to 1017 and encodes 288 amino acids. NCBI's taxonomy places the organism in Eukaryota, Metazoa, Chordata, Actinopteri, Osteoglossiformes, Osteoglossidae. The record is from RefSeq and is a predicted model, not a curated record.